This is a messenger RNA of Pteropus alecto (black flying fox), 5303 nucleotides long. RefSeq names its product zinc finger protein 70 (gene ZNF70). The record is from RefSeq and is a predicted model, not a curated record. Bases 97 to 1458 code for a protein of 453 amino acids. The transcript is spliced from 2 exons. NCBI's taxonomy places the organism in Eukaryota, Metazoa, Chordata, Mammalia, Chiroptera, Pteropodidae. Gene Ontology annotation, biological process: regulation of cytokine production; negative regulation of transcription by RNA polymerase II; regulation of immune system process.
GCCCCGCCCCAGCCCAGAUUGUGAGAACAGUAAGUGUAUUUCAAAGAAAAAUAUCUUUCAAGAAAUACAGUCAUUGGGGGUAAUAAUAGGUCCACAAUGGAGGUUCCCCCAGCAUCCAAGCUUGGUGAGACCUUUGUGUUUGAAGAUGGAUUAGAGAUGCAGCAAGAACUUUUCCCAGAGGAGGACCUGGGGGACUCUUUCCUUCAGGAAAGAGGUUUAGAGCAAAUGGCCGUUAUCUACAAGGAGAUCCCUCUUGGGGAGCAAAACGAGGAACAUGAUGACUAUGAGAGGAAUUUCAGUCUGUGCUCGAGCCCUGUUCAGCAUCAGAGUAUCCCCCCAGUAAACAGACCUCAGGAUGAUGAAAUAUUCGGUCCAACCUUCUUCCCGAAAUCAGACCUUAGUAUGUGUCCGUUAAUCCAUGGUGGAGAAGAACCCAGUGAUCAUAAUUGUGACAUACUGGGCAGGGGGGACACAGGACCUAAUGAACCUCACAGAACUGCACAACCAGCAAAACCCUAUGCGUGUCGGGAGUGUGGGAAGGCCUUCAGUCAGAGCUCACACCUCCUCAGACACCUGGUGAUUCACACUGGGGAGAAGCCCUACGAGUGUUGUGAGUGUGGGAAGGCUUUCAGCCAGAGCUCACACCUUCUCAGACAUCAGAUAAUCCAUACGGGGGAGAAGCCCUACGAAUGCCCAGAAUGCGGAAAAGCUUUUCGUCAGAGCUCGGCUCUCACACAACAUCAGAAAACCCACACUGGGAAGAGACCUUAUGAGUGUACGGAAUGCGGGAAAGAUUUCAGUCGGAAAGAUUUCAGUCGGAGCUCAAGUCUCAGAAAACAUGAGAGAAUUCAUACCGGAGAAAAACCUUAUCAGUGUAAAGAGUGUGGGAAAUCCUUCAACCAGAGUUCAGGCCUGAGCCAGCAUCGAAAAAUUCACACCCUAAAGAAACCUCAUGAAUGUGAUCUCUGUGGGAAAGCCUUUUGUCACAGGUCCCACCUCAUUCGGCACCAGAGGAUUCACACCGGAAAGAAACCGUACAAAUGUGAAGAGUGUGGAAAGGCCUUCAGCCAGAGCUCUAACCUCAUUGAACAUCGGAAGACCCACACCGGUGAGAAACCUUACAAAUGCCACAAGUGUGGGAAGGCCUUCAGCCAGAGCUCCUCCCUCAUCGAGCACCAGCGGAUCCAUACCGGGGAGAAGCCCUACGAGUGUGGCCAGUGUGGGAAGGCCUUCUGCCACAGCUCUGCUCUGAUUCAGCAUCAGAGAAUUCACACCGGGAAGAAACCCUAUGCAUGCAACGAGUGUGGCAAAGCGUUCCGGCACAGGUCGGCUCUUAUUGAGCAUUAUAAAACCCACACCAGAGAGAAACCUUAUGAGUGUAACAAAUGUGGCAAGUCUUUCAGGGGAAGCUCACACCUCAUUCGGCAUCAGAAAAUCCAUGCUGGGGAGAAGCUCUAGAAGGAGGAGCUCACGUCAAAGCUUGCAAGCCUGUCCCAGAUGGAGCCCGCACCUGAUCACUUUGUCUACAAGCCCCAGCCCACCUCUCUGAUAACAGGGCUGAACUUAGGUGCUCCUGAGCACUCACACCAGCAGCAAGGCCCCCUCGUGGCCCCAGCCAGGUGCCCUGAGCUCAGCAGGUUUACUGAGAGUGAGGGUGGGGUGAUAGGAAGGCCACCAGAAUGGAGGUGCGCCUGAAAAGAGCUGGCCUUCAGUUUUCUCAUUCUCACAUUUGACUUUCAAGCCUAUGAGGUUUAGUUUUGUCUUCUAUUACAGAAUCCAGAAGAGGAAGACACAUAAGAGGGAGAGAGUUGAGUUAAACCCAUGAAGAUGGCAAAUGAACUCUUUAACAUCACGCUGAAGUGUGAUUUUAGAAGAAAUACCCAUGCUCACAGCCCAAGUCAGCUAAAGAAAAACAAAUCCAAAAAUGUAGAUACCUCAGCCACAAAAAUGGAAUCUACUUGGCUUGGGUUCUGGUGGGGACAACCAAAACAGGUCACAGAGCAAAAGGAAGGGCUGAGAGAAUUAGUUCUGGGGUUGGGAGUGAGGAUGCAAGUCCCUGGCUUGGUCUCUUAAUCCUGUUCUGCAUUAGAGUGAGGGUGGUCUCUUUCACAGGAGGGUAGAGGUUGGGUCCUGCAGGCCAGAGGACAUUUGAUGCCUGACUGACUCAGCCCGCAUCCAAGGCAUUAGUGCCUUCUAUGAGUAUCCCCUCCGCAAGAACCAGGCCCCUGAGACCAUGGCAUUCCUUGGACGUCAGCAGGGCCUGUUUCUGGUCUCGGGGAUAUGCGGCCUCAUCUCCACCCUCCAGUGCCAGGGGGUGUUGGAAGCAGGGUGAUUUGCUCAGAGGUCCAGGUUCAAGUCUCAGUUCUGACCCUCCUACCUGUGUGACUCGGAGGAAGCCCUAAGGCUCCGUUUUCCCAUCCAUGAAAUGGGAAUAGUGGGACCUGGCCACAUACCUCUAAAGGUUGGUGCAAGGCUCCCAUUCACAAUGAGACCACACAUGAAAGUGUUUUGGCAACUGACAUUUGAGGACGGACACCAAGAAUGAUCCAUGCCUCACCCCGGGACACUGUCCCCGCAGACCAGAGAGGCCUUCCCAAAAUGGCAGUGCUUAGAGCAGGCCCUUAUUAUACCAGGCUUUCUCUCAUUUCCUCAGGCUUGCAUCCGGGGCUGCGGGUUCCCUGUGAUGUUUUCCGGAGGCCACCCUGAGCAUCCCUGUGGCGGCAGUGUGGUCCAUGUUCCUGUAAUUCUGUCUCUCCCACCACCACCUUGCCAACUGAUAUUCACCCCAGGAUUAUUUAAAAAGUAACAAGCCCACAUCCCACGUGGACCAAUUCAAUAAGCAUCCCCACAGGUGGGCACAGUGGCGUGGUUUUAAAGCUCUCCGGGUGGUUAUAAUUGUCCCAGCACGUAGCCAGGCUGUGAGCCCUGUGCUAGGUACCCAUACAGUUCCAGCAUCUCCCAAAUAUCAGGCUGCCAGCCCUGACUGAGUAGAGCUUGAAGGCGGCCGUUCUGUUUCAAUCCCCCAGGAAUGGACUCUGGCAGUGGCGUCUCUGGUUGGUUGAUAAGUGUUUGUCCCAGGUCCUCGCAAUGAGGAUCUUUAGUACUGGCUUUCACCUGGAUCCCUCAGAGCUAGUGUGGGAGGAGGCAGUCUGAGCUAUUUUGAAGUUUUCCAAAAGUUUAUGGCUGGAAUCCCAUGAAUCCAUGGUGGUAAUGCUGGUUAUUUCACUUAAUCGGAAGCUCAGCUUGGCAGUUAUAUGUAGUUUUGAUGAAUAAAAACAGGAGAGCCAUAAUUGUUACUGAGCAAGUGGGGCUUGAUAGCCAGAGAUUUUAAAACGACAGGUCUGAUGGACUGGAGAGAUCACCUCUGUCCAGUUCCUCUCUUUGCUGUGUGAGUAUGUGAAACAUUUAACCAGAACCUGUUGCACCACCACGUCCUGGUCACGUGGCACCCGCGCAUUGUUGGCAGGUGGCCUACACCUAGUGUCUUCAGGCAUUUACCAGGAGUGGGGAGAGAAUGCUGAGACUCCUGCUUGGCAUGGGUGGAACAGCAAGUUCCCUCCAAGAUCUACCUCCUUGGCAGCCCCCCCACCAUUCCAUCUUAGCUCUGGCCAUGCCUGUCCCUGUUGCGCAGUCGUGUUUCCUGUCUUUAAUGUCUCCCUCCGUGGACUUCUGCACACCCCAGCCAAAUUGAUUUUUUUUUUAAGCAUCACUUUGCACAUGUCACCACUCUCCUUAAAACCAACCCCUGGGGGCUUUUCUGCACAUAAACCCCACUUUAGCUGAUCUAGUUUACCCACUUUAUAGCCACAUGUAGUUCAUUCCAGCCCCUACCCAGAUGUCCUCUCUGCUCACUUUCAUCUUCUCUCAACUGAUAUUACACUGUUCUCACAUUUUGGAAUAUGCACUUUCUCUUCCCCUCAACCCCGUCUCUUUUCUUCCCCUUCACAAUUUAUGUGACAUGAGAUUAAGAUCCCUUUCUGAAGGGUUGACAGAGUCUCACAUAAGCGUGGUAAGACCAGGUACUUCUCUUUUUUGGAAGUGUGAACAGAACCUAAUUCUUUCUGUUCUAUUUCUUUCACUGUUUUGUUAUUAUGUAUUGAGAUUCCUUUCAUUUUAUUUAGGUUCUCAGUGUAAUCUUAUAAGAGAUCACCCUGGUAAUAGUUUAAUCGUCCUUGAAUUUAGUCGUUUGCUUUUGUUUUUGUUGUCUUACCUUUUUUUCUUCAUGGCAGAUGCCGUCGAGUGUUUUAAAUCUCCAGCUCAAUUUUGUUUAGUAAUCGAAUUGUUGCAUCAAAGCAUAUGUAUUCCACUCUUUUCUUUCUUCUUUUUUCCCCUUAAUACUUUACAUUUCUAAGAUUAAUUAUUAAUUACAUUUUGAAUAUUUCUAGUAAAUGUGGGUACUUUGGUCUACAGUUUCUUCUUAGAAGUUUUCUGCACUCCAUAAGUUUUUUUUGUUAUUAGGAAUUUCCUUUUAGCCCAAGUGUUAUUAUUUUUUAUAUAUUUCCAAGUGACGAAUGUUUAAGUCAUUGCUGUCAUUUCUUAUUGUAUUGUGGUGUCAACAUUUCUAAGUAUCCAUAGAACUUCUUUGGGCCUGAAUAUUUUUAUAAAGCGUUUGUGUACUCUCAAGAAAUAUGUUUUUACUUCAUCAAGUCUGUUAACCAGGUUUUAAAUUAUUUUAUUCAAAUCCAUACUUUCUCUUACCUUUGUUUACUUCAGAGUUCUGAACCUGGGGUCCAUAUACUGCCUAGGAGUCUGCGAGCAUGCAGGGUUUUUUAAAGGUUGUGGACCCCUAGGGACUGGACAAAGCUAUUUGGUUAUGUGCAUGAAGGAAUUGUUAUGGGAAGGGAUGCCUGUAGCAGUCCACACAUUUUGGAAGAGCUCAGUGACCCCAAAAUUGUUAAGAACACUCAUUUACCUGAUCUAAUUGUAGUCUGAUUUUGUGUUUUCUUUAUAUAUUUCUGUUUAUCUUUAAUUACUGUUCCUCUUUUAUGUAUGUUGUUGCUAUGUUAGUUGUGCAAUUAUCUCAACUCCUUUUUGAGAAAUAGGCAGGGUAUAAAUUGUCAAUAAGUAAAUACCAUGAUAUUUGGGGUAUAUAUAUAUAUUUAAUAGUGAUAUAUUGAAAACCGUGCCUUUUAGUGCCCUCUUUGCCUCUUUUAAUGCUCAUAGCUUAAACUUCUCUUUAAAAAAUAUAAUUGAAGCCCUUUGCAUUUGCAUGAGAGUUUAUUUAGCUCAGCAUUUUAUUUGAAAUUUGUGUAUAUAUUUUGCCAUAUAUCUGUAACUUAUAAACACCAAAUUGUUGGAUUUUG